Messenger RNA from Aspergillus puulaauensis, 1311 nucleotides. RefSeq names its product putative proline-rich, actin-associated protein Vrp1. Gene Ontology annotation, molecular function: actin binding. The record is from RefSeq and is a predicted model, not a curated record. The coding region runs from base 1 to 1311 and encodes 436 amino acids. The transcript is spliced from 2 exons. NCBI's taxonomy places the organism in Eukaryota, Fungi, Ascomycota, Eurotiomycetes, Eurotiales, Aspergillaceae.
AUGCCUCCUCCUCCUCCACCUCCGCCGCCGCCGCCCCCUGGCGGGGGUGCGCCUCCCCCUCCCCCUCCAGCUGGAAAUUUACCCGCGAGACCACCAGGUGGUGGAAAGGAUAGGGGCGCCCUACUCUCAGAUAUCUCAAAAGGCGCGAGACUGAAAAAGGCCGUUACAAAUGAUAGGUCAGCGCCGCAGGUAGGCGGAGGCGUCAAAUCAUCUGGUGGUCCUCCGCUGGGCUCCGCGCCUCCUGUUCCUGGAAUGUCAAAGCCCCCAAGUGGACUUGCUCCUCCAGUACCCCCUGGGCAGGGCGCGAAUCGGUUAAGGAGUAACAGCGACACGGGACCUGGAAGUGAUAACAGUCCUGCUGCUGCCCCGGCUGCCCCCCAAUUGGCCGGACUUUUUGCCGGAGGCAUGCCCAAGCUUCGCAGUCGAGGAGGUGUUGAUACUGGCGCCAACAAGGAAGCUUCCCCAUACCUAUCAGAUUCGGAAACCUCACGACCGCCCAAGCCGCCUAUUGGAUCGGCUCCAAAGCUCCCCGCAACGCGACCUCCGCCCCCGCCUUCUACAGAUGCACCCCCAGCUCCGCCUGUCAAUCCGUUGGUUGCGAACCUCAGGAAAGCCCCUCCACGGCCAGCCUCAAGGCCAUCUUCAGUCGUAUCGAACUUCUCGACAAAAUCAGCGCCACCAUUACCAAGUUCAUCGAAACCACCAGUAUCGUUGCGGAAGCCCUCGGCCCCUGCUCCUCCACCACCUCCUUCCGCCAGUCCAUCCGCACCCCCUCCCCCGCCUCCUGCAGCGGCUGCACCUCGUCCACCCCCACCACCCCCUUCAUCAGCCCCUGCUCCGCCGCCAGUUCCCCCGAACGGCGCCCCCUCGGCAUCGCUGGCAGUUCAAGCUGCCCGGAAUGCCCUCGGCCAUCAAACUCCGUCAGCUCCUCCACCUCCUCCCGUAUCAGCUCCCUCGGCGCCACCUCCACCUCCUCCGCCUUCUGCACCUCCUACCGCGCCCCCGUUCAUUCCUCCUUCCGCACCGCCAAGCGAACCAGCAUCGCGGCCGUACUCCUAUGAAUCUAGCAAUAUACCAGACCGUUCUAGUCUAGCAGCUAGUGCUUACACGCUCUCCAACGGCGGCCCAUCGCCGGGGUCAAGCGCCACAAGCCUAGGUGCACAUGGGAUGACCCGGGUUGAAGAUAGCCGAUUCAAAUUCCAAAACGAGGGACUACUGCCCAAGCCACGCCCAUUUGUCGGUGGAAUGAAGCGUUACCGCGCCGGAAGAGGAAGUAGUGUACCGUUGGAUCUCAGCGCAUUAGGUGGCUAG